Messenger RNA from Ascoidea rubescens DSM 1968, 345 nucleotides. It is a transcript of the gene TFB5, whose product is annotated as TFIIH complex subunit TFB5. The record is from RefSeq and is a predicted model, not a curated record. The transcript has 2 exons. Gene Ontology annotation, biological process: transcription initiation at RNA polymerase II promoter; nucleotide-excision repair; transcription by RNA polymerase II. Gene Ontology annotation, cellular component: transcription factor TFIIH core complex; transcription factor TFIIH holo complex. NCBI's taxonomy places the organism in Eukaryota, Fungi, Ascomycota, Saccharomycetes, Ascoideales, Ascoideaceae. The coding region runs from base 103 to 345 and encodes 80 amino acids.
UCAGCAUUCAAAUCAGCACUCCUCGGGCUGCCGAUUCUGGGUCCAAGUUGGUUUGGCACUGCUCAUCACCAGAAACAGCUUCUUUUGCUCCUCACAACGAGAAUGGUCAGAGCUAUAUCAGGUGCCCUAGUGCAAUGCGAUCCUUCCAUCACUGCCUUGGUGUUGAAGAUCGAUAAGGAAAACAACAAUUCCAUCAUCAUCGAGCAGUUGGACGACACACACUUGGUGGUCGACCCAAGUCGAGUAACCUACAUCAAAAGAGAACUCAACAACAAGUUGGCUGAAAAUAUCUACAGUGCCUUGGACGACGAAGCUGCUGCUGCCGCUGCUGCUGCUGAUAAAUAG